AUGGGGUCGACCUCGCGCCGGGACGCGUUGGCGCGAGCGAUCAAGACGGCGGAGACGCUGGCGAUGGCGAACGCGCGCGAUAAGACGGCGGGCACGGUGUCCCUGCGCGUGGCGACGCCGGUGACGACGAAGAUGAAUGGUGGAUUUCGAGCGAGCGAGGGGGACGAGCUGCGGUCGCCGCUGGCGACGCUGUCGCCGAACGCGCGAGCGCCCGUGGACGAGGGCGCGAGAGGGCGAGCGAAGGGUGAGAGGGUGACGACGCGGGGGGUGGAGGCUGGGAAGUCGCGGUUGGCGCGGUCGACGAGCGCGAGUGAUGAGGAGACGCGCGCGGCGGAUCGGGAGACGGCGCGACGGAACGCCGAGACGUUUGAACCGGUGGAGAGCGUGGACGAGGUUCUGGCGCGGAUGCGAUUGAAGGUGAACGAGACGCAAAGGAAGGAAUUCGCGAAGAUUUAUGAUGAGUGCUUGGAGGCGAAGUCGCUUCGGGUGGCGAUUGAAAACGUGAAGGAUACCGAGCUUCGCGUGGCGCAUCGCGAGGCGCUGCGCAUGGAGGAGUUCGUGCGCGCGAGCGUGGACGCGCACGAUAAGAAGGAUACAGCGAUCGCGGAAGCGAGCGAAGAAAUAUCCAGCCUCAAGGCGCGUGCGCGAGAGAGCGAGCGCGAGGUGCGCAAGUUGAAGGCGGAGAACGAGGAGCUGGCGCGCGCGCUGCGGCUGGCGAAGAAGACCGCGUCGCCUGGUAGUAAGAAGCUCGUGAGCGCGACGACGCAGACGAGCUUGAGCGCUUCGACGCAAACGCGCGACGGUGGCCAAAAUGAUCAGUUGGAGGCUUUGCGACGUGAGUUGACUUUGGCAAAUUCUCGCGUCGAGAGCGAGUUGAGACAACACGACGCCGAAUUCAUGACGCUCAAUGACGAGCUCACCAAAGCUCGAGACGCGAUGCGAGCGUUGGAGCGCGACCUUACCGAGGCAAAGGACGCAUCCGCCUUCUAUCAGAGGUGCUCGAACACCGCGGACGAGCGCGCGAACGUUGCUGAAGAAACGGCGUGCGCUCUGCGAGAGGAAGUGUUAGAGACGAGAGCCGAGAUGGACAAGCUCAGGGUGCAAAUCGAACGCAACGCAGUACUCAUAGCAAAGGAUCAAGAGUCGAUUAUGGCAGCCUUAGCCUCGGCGCAGGCUCGCGCGAGUGAGGCAGAGAACGCACCGCUUGCGCAGCGCAUCGAUUUCCCCGAAGCAUCCGUGGCGACGGACUUGAUGUGCAAGUGCGGGAGCGUCGCCACGGCCAAGCGGUUGAAUGCGGCGCUCAUGGACGCUGUCGCCAGGAACACCGAACUCCAGUCCACCAUCGCGACAUUAGAAAGUAAACUCGCGCAUCGUGCGACAGAAGCAACCGCACAGGAAGUUGGGGCACUCGAAGAGCGCGCGAAUGCGGCUGAGCGACGUUUGGAAGUCGCGCGUGCGGCGAUGACGCGAUACGUCAAGGAGAGCCAAAAGUGCUCGCCCGCGCCCACAGUGGCGAACACGAUCGAUGACCUCACGCCGUUGAAAAAGGCUGUCGAUCAAUGGAUCGAGGUAUCCGAGGCUAAGCACGAGUGCGAGCAAGGCGUGGAUUCGGAUGAUGAGUUCGACUCGCCGCCUCGAAGACGCGGCUCGCUCCCGACGCCAAGACUUCGCGCUCGCGUCGCAAUUCGUCGAACGCACGGUCCGCGCCCAAGAUCGCUCCGGGCGCGUACAAACCUGCCUCCGACGAGGAACUUCGUCGUCGAGCGCGAGUCAUGGGUCUGA
Ostreococcus tauri is the source of this 1782-nucleotide messenger RNA. Its product is annotated as unnamed product. The transcript has a single exon. Lineage: Eukaryota; Viridiplantae; Chlorophyta; Mamiellophyceae; Mamiellales; Bathycoccaceae. The record is from RefSeq and is a predicted model, not a curated record. The coding region runs from base 1 to 1782 and encodes 593 amino acids.